Messenger RNA from Entelurus aequoreus (snake pipefish), 3199 nucleotides. RefSeq names its product ubiquitin-conjugating enzyme E2R 2 (gene ube2r2). Gene Ontology annotation, biological process: protein polyubiquitination; ubiquitin-dependent protein catabolic process. Lineage: Eukaryota; Metazoa; Chordata; Actinopteri; Syngnathiformes; Syngnathidae. The transcript is spliced from 6 exons. The coding region runs from base 601 to 1383 and encodes 260 amino acids. The record is from RefSeq and is a predicted model, not a curated record. Gene Ontology annotation, molecular function: ubiquitin conjugating enzyme activity.
AGGCACGUUCCGGACGUCGAUGACGCACCGCAGACACGCGCAAUGGUCACCGGAAGCAUCGAUGAGAGGAAAAUAAAAAUCGAUCAUAAUCCUUGUUAUUCUUGAGGGGGAACUCUUGUCACCUGCUGGCAUUUCCACGGCGAAGAUUGGCACCUGCUGGCCCUUAAACACUAGCGCCUUGUCGGAGGGGGACGGCGGAGAGCAAAAAAAAAAAACAAAAAAAAAAUUGCCUCGUUUGCCCGAAGUUGCUGGCUAACUGGUUUUAGCUGACGUGUGGAGAAGUUGAGACUGGCAGGCAGCACACAGACUGAGACUAAACAAGCCGGGAUCAGCUCAGCGUCUGUCCGAACACAAGCAGCGGCAGCCCGGGGAGAUGUCGCGGAGCCCGAGAAUGAUCCACGGGAGACGGUGACUUCCACUGAAAGUAGCUCCAUGUAGACUGUCAACACUUGGCACACAAAGAAUCCCAGCUACACAACACGAGGAACAUCCACGGCUUCUGUCACUUUGGCCACAAACACAUGGUCUGCCAAUGACUUUGUCCUCCACUUCUCACCACUAACCUUUAUUACGUUGCAACAAUACAGAAGUGGGAUCGACAUGGCCCACCAGGCAACCCCUAGUUCCCAGAAGGCCCUGAUGAUGGAGUUGAAGUCCCUGCAGGAGCAGCCGGUGGAGGGCUUCCGCAUAACUCUUGUGCAAGAGUCUGAUCUCUACAACUGGGAAGUAGCCAUAUUUGGGCCCCCAAACACCCUGUAUGAAGGAGGCUACUUUAAGGCUCACAUCAAGUUCCCGGUCGACUACCCCUACUCUCCACCUACCUUCCGUUUCAUCACCAAGAUGUGGCACCCAAACAUCUAUGAGAACGGUGAUGUCUGCAUCUCCAUCCUGCACCCCCCAGUUGAUGAUCCUCAGAGCGGUGAGCUGCCCUCUGAAAGAUGGAAUCCCACCCAGAAUGUCAGGACAAUUCUGCUGAGUGUCAUCUCUCUCCUCAACGAGCCAAACACUUUCUCACCUGCAAACGUGGACGCCUCUGUCAUGUUUCGCAGAUGGAGGGACAGCAAAGGCAAAGACAAAGAGUAUGCUGAGAUCAUCAGGAAACAGGUGACGUCCACGGCGGCGGACGCCGAACGGGACGGGGUGAAAGUGCCCACCACACUGGCCGAGUACUGCGUCCAGACCAGGGUGCCGUCCCAGGACAGCAGCUCGGACCUGCUCUACGACGACCUUUACGACGACGACAUGGAGGAGGACGAGGACGAGGACGACGAGAGCGACAUGGAGUCCAUCGGCGAGGCCGGAGGCGCCAGCACGGCGGAGGACGGCGAGACGUCCACCAGAUGUUACGACAACCAGGACGACUCCGGCAACGAAGACUCGUGAUGUUGUGGAUAUUUACUCUUUGCCAACUCCCCCUAAGCCCCGCCCACUCUCCGGUGUGUGUGUGUGUGCGCGUGUAUACAGUGGGGUCAAAAGUCUACUGCCAAAAAAAAAACAACCCAACCCUUUUCAUCAUUUAUUAAACAAAUAAGUCCAAUAAUGUUUCUCCCAUACUUCACUAAAACUUUCCACCAUUUGCCUUAAUUGAAGCUUGCGCUCCACACAAAAGAUGGCAGCAGCCCAGGAGUGCUUUUGUUUUUGCUUUUGUUAGAUUUAGCAGGUGGGAAAUGUUCUUUUCAUCAACAGUCAAUUAUAUUAUUUCACAAUUGCCAAAGCAUUUUUUACAUACUCUUAAAAAAAAUAUUUUUAGUUUUUACGGCAAAAAUCUGGCAACUCAAUUGCCACAAUUUGACCAUUUAUUGUUUUUUACAGCCUACUAAGCAUUAGCAACCAGCUAAGUUGGCAUCAUUUUACAUAACUUUUACUGUUUCUUAUAGCAUUUUUGGGGAAAUGCAAAAACUACCUGCGCUUUUUAGGACUACCAAUAAAUCUGCAACAGUUUCUAGCAUGCAUAGAAAACUUGUUUUUUACGGAAAAAUACUGGCAAUACAGAUGGCAGAAUUUUAUCCCCCAAAAAUGGUUGAACAUUUUUUUUUCCAUCUAAAAUAAUAUGCUGUAGAACCACUGUGGGUUUUACAGCAUAAAACUGAUAACAAAAUGUUACAGUAAAAUAGUGUUUUUACAUAACAUUACGUUUAGAAAUCUCCAGUCAAUUGCCAGAAUUUUUUGGUAAAAUUCCAGUGUUUUUUACAAAAAAAAUUACAUUUUUUACGGUAAAAUUCUGUCAACUGAGCUGGCAGUUAUAUACUGUAAAAUAUAUGGUUGUUGUAUUACUGUAAAUGGAAGGUUCAACUGUUUUUUUAAUGAUUCAAUUCUGGCAAUUGAGUUGCCAUUUUUUUAUCGUAAAAAAGCUGUUGUACCAUUUUUUUCCGUGCACAGUAAAAUGCUGUAAAAAACAAUAAAUUUCACAGUAAAAUUAUGGCAACUGAUUUAAAGAGAUUUUAACGUAAAAAAACAUUAGUACCGUUUAUUUAAUUUACAUAUGUAGUAAAAAAACUCACUCAAUUUUACGGUAAAAAAAACAAACUAGCAGCUUUAGUCACCAGAAUCUCUCCGUAAAAUUCGGUUUUACAGAACAUUACUGUAAAUGCAAAAAAAACUAACAGUUUUUAUUUACGAUUAAAAAAAAAUCUCCAGUCAAUUGCCAGAAUUUUUAGGUAAAAUUCCAGUGUUUUUUACAAAAAAACAUUACAUUUUUUACGGUAAAAUUCUGUCAACUGAGCUGGCAGUUAUAUACUGUAAAAUAUAUGGUUGUUGUAUUACUGUAAAUGGAAGGUUCAAAUGUUUUUUUAAUGAUUAAAUUCUGGCAAUUGAGUUGCCAUUUUUUUAUCGUAAAAAAGCUGUUGUACCAUUUUUUUCCGUGCCGAGUAAAAUGCUGUAAAAAACAAUCAAUUUCACAGUAAAAUUAUGGCAACUGACUUAAAGAGAUUUUAACGUAAAAAAACAAAACAUUAGUACCGUUUAUUUAAUUUACAUAUGUAGUAAAAAAAAACUCACUCAAUUUUACGGUAAAAAAACACCUAGCAGCUUUAGUCGCCAGAAUCUCUCCGUAAAAUUCAGUUUUACAUAACAUUACUGUAAAUGCAAAAAAAACUAACAGUUUUUAUUUACGAUUAAAAAAAAUCUCCAGCUCAAUUGCCAGAAUUUUUCUGUAAAAUUAGUGUUUUUAAAGCAUUUUAACCGUAAAUGGAAAAACUAC